AUGGAGUCGAGCUCGUCGCUACAAAAUAUACAACCAAUGUCAAAAAAAGAAACACCUAUGCAAAGACCACUCUUUGACGACAUUUCGCCUCAUAAUGUAACAGCUGUAGUUGGACAAACUGCUAUUCUCCACUGCAGAGUCAAACAUAUAUCUGAUAGAACGGUUUCUUGGAUGCGAAAACGAGACCUGCAUAUAUUGACGUCCAGCAUCCACACGUAUACUGGAGAUGGGCGUUUUAGCGUCAUACAUCCAGAAAACAGCGAACAAUGGGAUUUGAAAGUAGAGUUUGUGCAAAAGAGAGAUGCUGGAAUAUAYGAGUGUCAGGUGAACACCGAACCUAAGAUCAACUUAGCUGUGCAGCUGAACGUCGAAGCGGCCCAAGCUAACAUCCACGGUCCCCCAGAGGUGUUCGUGAAGAAAGGCAGUACCAUCAGCCUGACGUGUUCAGUGAAUGUGCACUCGACGCCACCAAGCUCGGUGAUAUGGCUUCAUGGCACCAAAGUAGUGGACUUUGACUCACCUCGAGGCCGUGGAGGAAUCAGUCUAGAAACGGAGAAAACCGAAUCAGGUACCACCAGUCGGUUGCUGGUCACUAAGGCUGGGCUAUCCGACACCGGAAACUACACGUGCCAGCCAAGUAACGCCAACACGGCCACGGUGUUCGUCCACGUGCUCAAUGGUAAGACGAACCUAGAUGAUAUAAUUAUCAAACUACAGAGAUAUAGGUGGUCGGCUGUGUCCGAAUUUGGUCACAGAUUUUAG
Molecule: messenger RNA, 762 nt
Organism: Diuraphis noxia (Russian wheat aphid)
Lineage: Eukaryota; Metazoa; Arthropoda; Insecta; Hemiptera; Aphididae
Product: lachesin-like
Biological process (GO): synapse organization
Cellular component (GO): neuron projection membrane
Source: RefSeq, a predicted model, not a curated record